Messenger RNA from Monomorium pharaonis (pharaoh ant), 3074 nucleotides. RefSeq lists its product as uncharacterized. The transcript is spliced from 8 exons. NCBI's taxonomy places the organism in Eukaryota, Metazoa, Arthropoda, Insecta, Hymenoptera, Formicidae. Gene Ontology annotation, molecular function: protein binding. The record is from RefSeq and is a predicted model, not a curated record. The coding region runs from base 1104 to 2246 and encodes 380 amino acids.
AAUUGUAUUAAUACAUGUGUGUUUGUAAAAUAUUUAAUUUUGCCAAUUUAAUGCGGGAUAUUAAUUAAGACUCGAUACAUAAUUGAGACCGUUAUUUUAUAACUACAAUUAACAUUUCUCGCACAGUUCAAAUUAACGGAUCUCUGAUGUGCGCGCGACUUCACGCGCGUAUUAUUCAAACUCGCUCGGGAGAACAUAAACAAUUCGGCGAACAAUCUAACCGCGGUAAUAAUCGUCUUUAGAUCGUCGACAGGGGGUGGUGCGUGUGGACGGACGGAAGACCUCGCGGAGCGACAGCGAGAGCGAUUAUCGGGUAGUGCCGGGAACAAUCGAACGUCGUCGGGACGUCGGCAGGUGCACGACGGGGUUGUUUGCGCGGCGAGGGGACGCGCGGCAGCGGGAGCGGGAGCUUGCGAAGGUGACGUCACGUGGCGGCCGGCGGGCCAAUCCGGGCGGCGCGCUACACUCCUGCCAGCCAGUCAGUUUUCCGGCUGCUAGACCAGGCGGACGCCAUAUUGCCCGUGGCCGAGUGGUGGCGGCGGCCGCCUGUGUGUGUUUAUAUCGCGUCGUUACGCGGUUUCCGCACGUUUUCGCAUCCGUGGACCGUCGUCGCUGGCCGCGGAUUCCCGUCCGCUGGCGUGACGUGACGGGGUGUGCGCGUCCGCGGUACGUGCCGUGCGCGGAAAACGGGUGGCCCCGUGCGGUUAAAUCCCGACAACAAACAGUGCGCGCGGCAUCCGUUCGUCGUGCUUCGCGGAUCCUCUCACGCGGUAGUAUUACGCGGACGUACCUCGGGGCGUACGUACAUCCCGGUCGUACGUGGGAAGUGACAGUCUCGUUGCCGUCUGCGCCGCUCUCUGCGCUGUUCUCGUCGCCGUCUCCCUCUCUCUCUCUCUUUCUCUCUCUCUUUCUCUCGCUCUCUCUUUCUCCUUCUCUCCGUCUCUUUUUCUCUGUCUAUCUAUCUAUCUAUCUCUCUCUCUCUCUCUCUCCGCCGUCGUUCCGUAUUGGACCGUUCCGGAGCAACGACAGCUCCGCGCGCCUGAAGUUGCUGUGUUCUCAUCGCUCGUCUCGUCAACCCCUGCGAGGACCUCCACCGCAGAAGGAUGCCAGUGCGUAAACAAGGUGGUGAGUCUAAUCGUUUUGUCGACUACCAAGAAGUUCCUGUAACUAUGGGCUUUACGCAUCGUCCAGCCCGAAAGAGCACAGAAGCUCACCGAGCUCUUGAGCUCCUCGAGGAUUACCAUGCCAAGCUGACGAGACCGCAAGAUAAGCAGCUGCGAUUAGCCAUUGAGCGCGUCAUACGGAUCUUCAAGAGCAGGCUCUUCCAGGCGCUGCUGGAUGAUAAACAGAAAUUAAAAGAUGAAAUGAAAAAAGUUCGGGCCUCGAUGAAUAGAAAAAUACCAGCAAAAUCAUCACCAAAUGUCGUGAUGAAUACUUCAAAUAGAUCACGAAAAAAUCCAAGGAGGGAUUUGCCAUCAAAUAACUUGAAAAAUAAAAAGAAAGCUAAAAUAGAUCCAGUAAAAAAAAAAAUGGUAAAUCCAAAUACAAAAUUUAACAAACAGUAUUCCAGCGAAUCAGAUCUAAGUAUUGUAAGUGAAGACGAAAUCAACUUUAAGGAUAACCGUCAGGAAGCUACUUUGUCCAGUGCAGAUAAUUGGAGUCCAACAAGUUUGUCAAAUAGCCCACCUAAGAAUUUGUCAAAUAGCUCACUCAAAAAUGUUAUAACUACUCCAUCGGAACAAUCAGAGAAUUCUAUUGUUGAUGAAAUGCCCAAACAAAAAUUGCCGCAGGAAAGACUACCACGUCAAAUAUUAGAGUAUCAUGAAGAAUUAGAAGAUGACGAAUUUGAUAAUCUUGAUGAUGAUGAACAACUUUUUGGGCCAAAUUUUGACGAUUCAAUGGUGCACUUGCAAAACAAUAUUUUCUGCAAAAGAAAGGUCUUACGAUACGCCUUAUCAAGUUCGUCGCAAGCGACCCAUAUUGCGCGCAAACUUCUUGAUGGAGUUUUUAAAAAAGAAGCCCUUCUUAAAUGCACCUUCACUGGUCAACCGGGCCGUGCGCAAAUAAAGUGUCGACAGGAAGUAGUUGAACCUAUGCAUCAACGAGCAAAAAAUGCUAUUAUACAAUACUCAAAAAAAAUUGCUGAAAAAAAGCAUUGGACGGUGAAUUCAACGGAUAAUAUAAAGAAGUCGAUGACUCAGAAAUUAGUUGAGAUAAAAUUACAAGAACGAAAAAAUAGAGCAUAAUUAAUGUUUUUCUCAAUAUAUUUUCUUUUUUUUCUUCUGUGAUUUAAUUAUUAAGUAUUGAAGUCACAUAAAGUACAAAUAUAUUAAGUUCAGAUUAUAUAAAGAAGACUUAUAGUGAUUUGAUUAUAUCUAAUAUGUGGAGAAAAUUUGUUUUUGGGGGUAUAACAGUAAGGACGAACUUUUAUAUAUAUAUUGUUUCAUAUCAUAACUGUUUCAUACCAUUUUCAUACAAUCGAAAGCUACUCGCAAUGAGGCUAAACAACGUUUUUUUUUCAACAUGUAACAGACUGGUACUAUAAGAAUGAUGUAGAUAAUUUUACUUCAUUAUCUCUAUACCUGCCGUACGUAUUUUUAUUCAUAACUUCUACAGUACUUUUUUAUUUUGUGUUACUCUUACUUUCAAAAAAAUAUGAACCAUGAAAGAAGUAUAUAAUGCUUAUAAUUUAUCACAUUUUUUUCGUAUUCAUCCUAAUUUUCAUGAUAGUUGUUAAUGUUAUAAGAAAAAAAUGCUCUUUUUUAAUAAGUAAUAAUAUUAAUCGUAUGUCCGAGCCAAAAAUAUAUGCAAUAUUUUCAAACAAAUUACUUGAAAGAAAAUUUCUAUUUAUUUCAACACUUCUGUCGUUUAUACCGGUAGCAUGUUUCAGACUUUUGGUGUGCAUAUUUUCACUACAAUCAAUCGUAUAAAAUAAUUUUUACCAUUAUAAUUUAUUUCUAAAUAAUAAAACUCGUUUAUCUGGAACAAAAUUUUCCACACAGUUCUCAGUUUAAAAGAUAUUGCAAUAAUAUAAAUUCUAGAAAAAUAGGUAUUAAAAAAACAAUUUGUAUUAA